This is a messenger RNA of Pollicipes pollicipes, 3174 nucleotides long. RefSeq names its product neuroglian-like. Lineage: Eukaryota; Metazoa; Arthropoda; Thecostraca; Pollicipedomorpha; Pollicipedidae. The record is from RefSeq and is a predicted model, not a curated record. Gene Ontology annotation, cellular component: plasma membrane; axon. Gene Ontology annotation, molecular function: cell-cell adhesion mediator activity. Gene Ontology annotation, biological process: brain development; axon guidance; cell-cell adhesion.
UCUCACAGUUUAUGUGGUUGGGUGGGUGCGACGCUCGCGGGUGGGCGCGGACAGUAGGUGCGUAAUUAAGUGGUGUGGGGUACAGGUCCAAGCGGUAGGUGUGGUAGUGUGGGGGAGGGUUGAUGGUCGGAAAUCCCCGACCAAUGAACAGCAGAAAAGCAAGCUUUUCGAAGCCAGGUUCUGGGCAAAGGCCUUCGUUUUGAGUGUGUGCGGUGAGAAGUGCGAAAAACGCUUCGGCGAUGGCUUUAAAAACGGUUUGGUCAUGAGAAGCUGAGGCCGUGAGUUAAGAGGUCAGCUUUGACGCGGUAAUUACUGUGAUACUGUUGUAAAAGCGGCAAGAAGCUGCCCGUCUUCGAAGCAUCUUCGCGGGUGUCGCCUGUCCGGCAUUCAUUGGAAGUCAAGCCUGCCGGCCUCAGCAUGUCGUCGACGCGCUCGCUGCUGCUGGCGUCCGCCCUGCUGCUGGCCUCGCUCCGUACGGCGUUGGCACUGCAGAGUCCGCCGCUCAUCACCAAGCAGCCGCCGCCCACCGAGCAGCUGUUCCAGGUGGCGGAGCGCAAGGACGAGAACGACCGGCCCUUCAUCAUUGAGUGCGAGGCCAAGGGAGAGCCCAUUCCCAAAUACUUCUGGUUCAAGAACGGCAAGCCGUUCCAGUGGGCGGUGUACGACACUCGCAUCUCCCAGCAGCCGGACCGUGGCACCCUGGUCAUCACGUCACCGAAGGCGGAGGAUAUUGGCUCGUACCAAUGUCAGGCGACCAACACACACGGCACGGCCACCUCCAACUCGGUGUUCGUGCGCAAGUCCGACCUGAACUCGUUCAAGGACCAGCCGCCCAUCACCAUGACGGCCAACGAGGGCGAGCCGCUGGAGCUCAAGUGCAACCCGCCGGAGGGCUACCCCAACCCCACCGUCCACUGGAUGAUACAGGGCGACGGUGGCUCCCUCUCCAGCAUCAACUCAACCCGCCAGACGGUCGGCCCCUUCGGUAACCUCUACUUCAGCAACGUCACCCUGGAAGACGCCAGCAACGGCUUUGUGUACGCCUGCUCGGCCACCUCCCCUUUCCGGAAUGAAUACAAGGUCGGCAACCGAGUGGAGCUGUCGGUGAUCCGCACGGGCAGCGUCAGCUCCAAGAACAAGCGGGAGCCGAUGAAGCAGUACCAGUCGCCCAAGAACAUCGUAGCUCUGCGCGGCAGCAAAGUGGAGAUCUGGUGCAUUUACAGCGGCACGCCGCUACCAACCACCCAGUGGCAGCGAUCCAACGGCGUGCUCGAUCUCAGCGAUGGUCGCGUCAAGUUGAGCAACUUCGGCAAGUCCCUGUUGAUCACGGAGGCCCUGUUUGAAGAUGAGGGAGAGUACGAGUGCACUUCGAGCAACGGCGUCGGCACGGCGAAGACGAGUUCGUUUAACCUCAAACUCGAGUCCGUGCCGUACUUCACCAAGGAGCCAGAGGUGCGCAACGCGGCCGAGGGCGAGACGGUCGUGUUCGAGUGCGCCGCCGACGCCGUGCCCAAGCCCGAUCUCUACUGGAUCUACAACGGCAUGCCGCUGGACAAGGCGCCUCCCAACCCGCGCCGCACCGUCACGCCGAACAAGAUCACCAUCACCAACCUGCAGAAGUCGGACACGGCCAACUACGGCUGCAACGCCACCAACAACAACGGCUACGUGUACAAGGACGUGUACGUGAACGUGCUGGAGCUGCCGCCGGAGAUCCAGGAGAAGCCGCAGGACGUGGCGGCAGUGGUCGGCACGGACGUCAAGAUGGUCUGCAAGGUGUUCGGCGCGCCGCACCCGGAGGUCAAGUGGCUGAGCGUCGGCGACAACAGGCAGGAGCUGACCGGCGGGCGCUACCAGAUCGGCGACGACGGCACCAUGACCAUCAAGAGCGUGACUUUCCCCGACGCCGGAACUUACAUGUGCCUGGCCACCAGCAAGCUGGGCGAGGACUCAGCCAACGGCACCCUGGUCGUGAAAGAGCGGACGCGCAUCACGCAGGGCCCCGAGGACUACCAAGUGGUGGCCGGCAACUCUGCCACCUUCCGCUGCACGGCCGCCGUCGACUCGACGCUUGACGUCAGUAUUGGCUGGCUGGCCGACGGCGUGCCCAUCAACUUCGACAUCGAGCCCAGGUUCAUCCAGACGUCGGACAACUCGCUGACCAUCACCAAGACGACCGAGCUCGACUCCAAGGUGUACACGUGCGUGGCGUCCACCGAGCUGGACGAGGCGCGGGACGACGCCACGCUCAAGGUGGAGGACGUGCCUAACGCGCCGACGCUGAAGACCGUCGCUUGCAGGGAGCAGGUGGCCGAAGUGGGGUGGCAGCCGAACGGCGACAACCGCGCACCGAUCCUGGGCUUCACCAUCCAGUACAACACCAGCUUCGCGCCUGACACCUGGGAAGAGGCGGCCAACUCGCCAGCCUCGAGCAGCAGCUACACGGUCAGCAUCAGCCCCUGGGCCAACUACACGUUCCGCGUGAUCGCGAAGAACCGCGUGGGCCCGUCGCUGCCGUCCGGCCACUCGGAGGUGUGCACCACGCCCAAGGCGCUGCCCGAGAAGAAUCCCAAGAACGUGGAGGGCCGCGGCACGAAGCCGGACAACUUGGUCAUCCGCUGGACGCCAAUGUCGAAGAUCGACCACAACGCGCCCAAGUUCCGCUACCUCGUCCGCUGGAAGCGCAACGAGUCGAACGCCGAGUGGAACCAGAAGGUGAUCAUGGACUGGCGGCGCGGCCAUCUGGUGAUCCCCAACCAGCCCACCUACGUGCCGUACAAGAUCCGCGUGGACGCGCUGAACGAGCUGGGCGAGAGCGUGGUCGAGUCGGCCGAGGUGAUCGGCUACUCGGGCGAGGACGUGCCCACGGCGCCGCCUACCAACUUCCGGCUGGAGAAGAUCUACGACGGCAAGCGCGCGCUCUUCUCGUGGAGCCCCGUGGACAACUCGACCAUCCGCGGGGAGUUCCUCGGGUACAAGAUCCAAACCUGGACCGAGAAGGAGGGCACCGACAAGAAGCGCGAGAUGUCGUUCGGGCCAGACGUGACCCAGGGGCUCGUCACCAAGUUCAAGCCGCACGCGCGCAACAAGGUGCAGAUUCUGUCCUUCAACCGGAUGUACGAGGGACCGCCGAGUGAGGUGACCUUCGACACGCCGCAGGGCCCCGUGGUGUGA